Molecule: messenger RNA, 1919 nt
Organism: Magnolia sinica
Lineage: Eukaryota; Viridiplantae; Streptophyta; Magnoliopsida; Magnoliales; Magnoliaceae
Exons: 2
Coding region: 145-1488 (447 amino acids)
Source: RefSeq, a predicted model, not a curated record
GCACACGUGGGAUCAUGAAUCGCGACAGAUGGAAAAUGAACUUUCAUCCUCCCUGACUCUCCCCCACCAAAACCCUCUGCAAUUGUGUCACUUUCACUCCCUUCAAAACCCUAGCGACGUCUCUCUCUCUCUCUCCCGCCUACAAUGGCGAAAGAGGAGGAAGGAGAAGAUCCGAGCAGUAACAGCUGCAGCAGAAAGAAGAGAUUGAGAAGGAAACUCUCUUCAUCUCUCCCGCCACGAAAGCGCCUCAUCUCCAAUCCACCUCCUUCCCUCAAAACACUCUCCAAAAAUACCCCUUCCAUCUUUCCAAAUUUCUCAAAUUGCCACUCCUGCAAAACCCGCUCCAGCAUUCUCAAGGAAGGCGCUGACCGUCUCCAGACCCUCCCAAGCAACUGGCGCGUCGUUCUCCUCUGCCCUAAUUGCCUUUAUUGCGUUGAAUCCGCCCAAAUCUGCUCUUACUGUUUGGCAAAGAUUUCCCGCGACGAGGACGGCCUCGAUUGUCAGGAAUGUGAUCACCGCGUCCACCGUGGAUGCAUCCCGAACCACCACCGUGGGUCCCUCCCACGGCCAAUGUCUGUUAAAUUCACAUGCAUUGAUUGCUGGGCCCCCAAGUCGCCUGUUGGCUCGAAGGGGGGCGUGCCGUCAGGGCAUUCCUGCUCCCGGCGCCGGUCGUCAUUGGAGGAUGUCGUGAAGGAUGCUAACUUGAACGCGGCGAAGGCUGCAGAGGCCGCGGCAAGGGCUAAGGAGAUGGCAUUGAAGAAGGCUGCUGCGGCAAGGAGGGCUGCUGAGCUGGCAAGGAGUGCGCUGGAUUUGGCCGUGUUUGCUGCUAGGGAGGAGAGCGGGAGCACUUCGGUUGUUGAUGAUGAGGAGUUGGCAUUGCUGUUGCACCGGGCCAUGAAUAGCUCUCCGAGGAUUUCUAAGGCCUUGGGUCUAUUGAAUUUUAAUGGGUUGGUGGGACCCAGGAACCGGGAAUGUAACAGGUCUGAUUCCGGGAGCCACAGUGUAUGUGGGAAGCUCGAAGUUUGCACUGAUGUCAAGCUUUCGAGGAAUGAUGAUAAAACAGAUGCAGAGCCUUCAGUGGGUGUUGGUACAUUGGAUCGAAAUUCAUCUGUUGCUGAACAUGGUGUUAUGGGGAGUUCUGAGGUUGGGCCGGAAGCAGGUCCUGUUGAAAAAUUUGUUGUUAAGGAUGAUAAGUCAGAGAUUAUGCCAAUGAAAGAAGAACAGGCUAGUUGUUCUAAUAUGGUUGUUAAUUCGAGCGGAGAUGACAACUGCGUGGACUCUGGAUCUGGAUCAUGUCAGAAGCUAAAUGGGUCGAUGAACAAGGUUUCAUCAAAGUGCAGUGGGCCACAGUGUCGAUCUGGAGAUGAUGGUGAUUCUUCUAGGCUGCAAAAGAAAAGGUGCCGCGCGCCUGAUCCGUACUUGAAAAAGUUUAGUAAGAAGCAUUCCAGCAUAAAAGCAUUUUUAGCUAGAGUCAUGUCUUCUGCUUGAUUGACGGGCCUAAGCACCUUUAGAAAGAGAAGUAGCAGGCUUAAGCUCUGGGCUUAACCUUCUGGCAAUGUAAUUAUUCUAAGGCAUCUAUAACCUUCUUUGAUGCUUCUUAAGAAUCUUUGCAAGUUUGUUCCACUAGUUGGUGCAUAUGCAAGUGGCCUCAUCUGGAUGCCAAUGGUGAAGGCAACAGAGUAUAAGUAGAUCUCCUGGCGAGCAGCAUAGCAUAAGUGGAAUAGAAGGUUCUUUCAACUAGCGCAAUUAAACCCUUGUAUAGUUCCUGUAGAAUUGAAUUGCGUGGCAGCGGACUUUUCAAAUAUACUGCAGAAUGAUUUUCCAGUGAAGCUGUAGAGGAUUCUAUUUUCCUUUAGAUAUCCGUUUUAUUGGAUCUCUGUAAGAGCUGCUCCUUAUCGACAAGUCUUUUGUCUUUUGUA